Messenger RNA from Cololabis saira (Pacific saury), 1193 nucleotides. It is a transcript of the gene rh50, whose product is annotated as Rh50-like protein. The record is from RefSeq and is a predicted model, not a curated record. Lineage: Eukaryota; Metazoa; Chordata; Actinopteri; Beloniformes; Belonidae. Bases 1 to 1047 code for a protein of 348 amino acids. Gene Ontology annotation, molecular function: ammonium channel activity. Gene Ontology annotation, biological process: ammonium homeostasis; ammonium transmembrane transport. The transcript has a single exon. Gene Ontology annotation, cellular component: plasma membrane.
AUGCAAACGCAAUCUACAAACCUUCGAAUCAAGCUCCCAGUCUUUGUGUUUGUAAGCGAGGUGAUUAUUGUUGCCCUUAAUGCUGCUUUUGUCACCUACGAUGAGCACGCCGACGCCCGUCUCCAGACCAACCAAACAAACCCAAUGCACAAUGCAGUGUACAAGGACUAUCCCAUCUUCACAGACAUACAGGUGAUGAUAUUCCUCGGCUUUGGAUGCCUGAUGGCAUUCUUCAGGCUCUAUGGUUUUGGGGGGAUGGCCUUCAACUUCCUGACGGCAACUUUUGCAAUCCAGUGGGCAAUUCUGGUGCAGGGCUACUUCCAGUUCUGUCACAAUGGUAAGAUCCACCUUGGAGUGAUAAACCUCAUAAAUGCAGAGUUUGCCUGUGCUGUGGUGCUCAUAUCAUCUGGGGCAGUGCUGGGGAAAACCAGCCCGUUGCAGCUGCUGGUCAUGGCUCUGUUGGAGGUACCAGUGUUUGCAGUCACAGAGUGGCUCGUGCUGAAGUAUCUAAAGAUCAAUGAUGCAGGAGGCUCUAUUCUGAUCCAUAUCUUUGCCUGUUAUUUUGGACUGGGUGUCACUUUUGUGCUGCACAGGCCUGGUCUAAAUGAAGGCCAUGCCAAGGAGAACACCAGUUAUCAGUCGGACAUCCUGUCUGUUAUGGGGACCUUGUUCCUGUGGGUGUUCUGGCCAUCUUUCAACUCAGCAUUGACCCUGAAAGGAGAUGACCAGCACAGGGCCAUCCUCCACACCUUCAUCGGCAUCAGUGCUUCCACACUCACGGCCUUUGCUCUCUCUGCGAUGCUGAACAAAAAUGGUAAACUCACCAUGGCGGAUAUUCAGAAUGUGACCCUGGCUGGAGGUGUGACGGUCGGGGCAUCCGUGGAUAUGAUGAUAUCACCCGUGGGAGCAUAUGUUCUCGGUGUGACGGGCUGCACUGCAUGCAUGUUGGGUUACAGGUACCUGAGCCCCUUCUUGGCACAACGCUGCAAGAUCCAGAACAGGACUCAUAUCGUGCACUGCAGGGAUAUGUGCCAUAUUGAUGGCUGAUGAGGAGGUUUAUGGCCCCAGUUUGUAUGAGAUAUUUAACCACAGAGCACCUGUUGAAGGAGACCAGAAGCUACAAACACUUCAGAUACUUGUCCCAGGUUUAAAGUCGGGUUUGGGAAGGACUGCCCGGGAACAGGCUCUCUUCC